Molecule: messenger RNA, 978 nt
Organism: Exophiala oligosperma
Lineage: Eukaryota; Fungi; Ascomycota; Eurotiomycetes; Chaetothyriales; Herpotrichiellaceae
Exons: 1
Coding region: 49-978 (309 amino acids)
Source: RefSeq, a predicted model, not a curated record
CUCCUGACCACACAAGAACAAACAUCUGAUUCUGUCGCUGCUCAGAAAAUGGCCCGAUUCCCCAGACUCUUUGGCGCUGCCGCACUCAUGAACCUUACACUGCUUGCCCACUGCCGCCCACUCACUGACAGUGCCCCCGUGAACUCUUCUGCUCCUUCAUGGGCGGAGUGGUCUGAACCUCGAGCGACAUCUUCCUAUACGAGUAGACCAUCAUCAUCCACUUCCAACAUUCCCAUCCCCAAUCCCAAUCCCAAUCCCACCGUCAAUCCCUCCAAUGGAUCGUGUACUUCGUACAACAGCACCCCAGCCUACACCAACACCCCCGAGACGUUGGAUGACGCGUUCACGAUCGAAUACUUUCCAGAUUAUGACUUCACCUCCAACAGCCCUGAACCGGAAGACCCGUCUCUUCCCGACCCAGACGGAAAACUGAUGGAGCGAAUGGCCGAAGACGAAGCCGAUCUUCCAGCGUACCUCAGAUUCGUCAACGGCACAUCGUCCUCGGACAAGCUAGUGACGAACGUCGAUGAUGUUCUCCAGAACGCGGGAAUGACGUCGUCGAACAGUGCCAUCGCAGGCGCCCUCCUCUACUCUUUGAACGGGGCCGUGACUGCGACUUCGGGGACGUCGCCGACAUUCACGUCCACGAAAAACGUGACCGUCUCCGAGCGAGACAUGACCGUGUUCCUGGAGUCCUGUCUCCUCGAUUACGACUCGUGCGUGUUCUGGGACGCCGACACGAUGGAGGUCGUGGACGCCACCAUGGCCAUGGCCGGGACCGAUCUUUGGGAGACGCGGGACGAGAAUCAGAGUGUCUGGCCCGUCAUCGCCCAGUGGGUGCUGGAGUUCGGCGUGGACAUCCUGGUCGGGGAUCGCCCGACCACCAAUGACAUGGUCAUCCCGAUGAGAUUCGCACCGGGCGGUGUGAUGUUGGCGGCCUCUGGGCCAGUCACGGUCCCUUCGGUGGGCAGUUCUUGA